Messenger RNA from Dendronephthya gigantea, 757 nucleotides. RefSeq lists its product as uncharacterized. The transcript is spliced from 5 exons. The coding region runs from base 51 to 425 and encodes 124 amino acids. The record is from RefSeq and is a predicted model, not a curated record. Lineage: Eukaryota; Metazoa; Cnidaria; Anthozoa; Malacalcyonacea; Nephtheidae.
AGCAAUAUAUUCCAUAUUCCAUCCACUCGUUCCACUGUUUGCUUUUCAUCAUGCUGCCAUUUGUAAGUGGGGCAAGAAGUCUUCGAUAUAUUCGGUCAAAUUUAAAAUUCUCAACUAAACUAAGGAAAAAUAUAGGAAGAGCAUGUCAAGUGAAACAUGCCAGAACAGUAUCUAUACUUGGUGUAGCUGAUAAACAAUGUUUAAACAAUAAGAUUCAAGACAUUUUAAAUAGAAAUGAUGUCACUAGGCCUCUCUCAACACCAGCUUACAACCUAUCUGCUGUUUGCAGUUCAAUUAUGCUUUUAAACUGUGAUGGUGGGGCAACUGCUUUAACUACUGCUUUAGGGACAGGUGAUGAUGAUGAAGUGACGACUAGUGCGGGUAAAAAAAGAAAACAUUGGAUAAAACAUGAUGUGAAAGGUUAAUGCAAAACUGGUUGUGCAUGCUUAACCACAUACCAGUUGUAUGCCAAAAAUGGUAUACACCUCAUUUUAAUACUUUUAAAAUUAAUGCAGAUAUUAACAUCUUUUACUGAGGUGGUUCAGUAUAAUUGCAUGAGAAUACAGAGUGAAGUUUCUAAUUGCCACAUGAGUUACAGGCAUGUAUUGUUUCAUAGUCUACAUUACAUCUUGGGCUUUUUAUUUUGAGCAAAUCAGUUUUUGAGUUGUAUAUUUCAUAAAACUGAUGAAGAUGGAGGUUUCUGCUGAUUGAAAUCUCUAUGCAAUAAAUGUAGUUUUUCCACAAAACUGAUAUAGUG